CUUGCGUUGCUGCUGCAUUUUACCCUCAUGUAAGCCAGGUCAACAGGUAAUGGCAUAUCACCCCGCGCUCCGAUUCACCCUAGAGCACACCUUGAACGAGACAGGUGAAUAGCAUCCUUCGGUAGCUCGACGUUGUUUAUCUGGGCCCUGCUUCCGUCACAGCCUGCGUCCUUGCCAGCCCCCAACUCCACCACCUCGCGAAGUUCCCGAUCAAGACUGUCCGGAAACGGCAUUCAGCAUCCCCUCCUCCUCAGUACAACAACCGUUCCUGGUGGUGCUCCACUGCCUUCGGCGUGGCGUUUUCACAUCAUCGCCCGAAUUUUCAGGCCAUCUUGCAUCUCAAUCGGGCCCGCGGGAAACAAACGUGCUGCUCCGGUGUCAAGAGUUUCACGGUAAACACGACCGACGACAUAACUGCCAAUUUGAACAGGACUGCGAUCCCGCGCCCUGCUGUACUUCCAAAUCAGCUCAAGCCGAUGAAUUUCUGGUAGAACGAAUCAAUCUGGCCCCCUCCCCGACCCAACAUCCGAUCGCAAGCAUCACCUCCAAAAGGAACACUGCCGACCAUCACAACACCAAUCCAACGCAGUGAUACCUGCUUUCGGCUGACAGCAUCCUGCGACCAGAAUACUCAGGACGCCGCGGCUUCCACCAUGGAUUCGUUCGAUCACUCUUAUACAUUACCUCCCACCCCACCGAGGGCUAGCAGCCAAGGCAGAAGAAAUGCGUCUCCCGUCUGGUGGAAGUUGUCGUGCGAGAACAGCCAAUCCACCAGCCGCACCGGCGAGUGUCCCGAGGACAGGCCGAGUACUCAGUAUACAACACCGCAGAAGAUGACACAACAAUCACAGCCACCUGUUCAAUUCGAAGCCCCCGGUCCAGUCGAUCCCGCCGACACGACCGAGCACGACCCAGCAAAGUCCGGAUCCCGCCUGCGACGUCGACCCGCCGUGGUCGCCCUCUCCAAGCAGUAUCUGCAAUCAGACAACUGCACUACCGUCGAGCACCACGAGACCUACACUGCUCAACGACAAACUAUACUGCCACCUGUCUCGGCCCAGGCUAGUCGGAACUGGGCUAAAUAUCGCGCGUCUCGCCGCUUUCCGCUGUCCACAGGCACGACGGACCAGCCUGCCAAGAAUAAGAUUUACAGCGGCAGCCGAUGGCCCAGCGCACAGACGGAGGGAACCACCUCGGAGGCCUGCCUAUCCGAUGACGACGUCGACAGCACAGGCCAGCGGUAUGGCCAUCAAACCAACUUUACAAUCAGAUCGGGCGCGGAGGGAACAUGGGCCAGACCCCCCAUCGCCUCCGAGGACACCGCGAGCGUCAGGGUAGUCGGGGGUGUGACUGCGCACACUCGCAUCGUGCAGCACUCUGAGACACCAGAGUUGCCGCCACAACGGGCGGAGUUUCUCAACGCCCACUCGAGUGGUGCGCGUUACGAAUCACCCCUCCUGCCGUCGAGGCGAGAUCUCAGCAGCGCACAGGAUCAUGCGGGAGAGGAGAGGAGGCCUCGUGGCAUUCAACCCUCCACAGCAGGACUCGACAACAUGCUGUCAGUUUCAGCGAUCCCAAAACACCAGAUUCGGGGACAAGCAGCAAUGCGUGUCGAGACAAGCCCGCGUCGGGAAUGGAGUGGCCAUGGAGAUGGCUUGGUCAAGCUCGCAGCCACAGGCCACGGGGAUGACCAGUCGAACCCCAAGAAGGGGCUGCUCGAUGCUGACAACAUGCUGUCACAACGACCAGAAGCUUCCGCCCGCGUGCCACGGCAAGACAGUGGUGCCAUUGAACUCCCGCGCCUUUCCCAAAAACUACCCUUUGUCCCUGGUCUCCCAGCAGACCCACGACCUAGAGGUGGCUUCGUGCUAGGCCGGGCACAAGCAGUCAGGAUGUCCAAGCCAGGAGAGGCAAGACUGGUCAAGCUGCCCGCAAAGCAGCCAUCCCCUUUCAACAUCAACUGCCUCAGUUCUGAGGAGGCAGAUCUGAUGGCUUCAAUGGGUGCUGUUGCCAGAUCCUCACGCAACAACAGUGCGUGGGCCGAUGAUGACAAAUGCGGUGAGAGGGGCAGCUCGAACAUCGAUGCUACCGCAGAGACGCUGUUACCAAAACAAGGUCUUCGGCCGUCCGGUAAUCCCCGGGUAAUGCCCCGAGGAAAAGCAGGCGCAGCUUGUUCAUCCAAGCAGCCGGUGGACGAGGACUCCGGGGAUGGGCAUGAAGAUGGGAUGUUCCAUCAACGUGUACAGCGACUCAAGACGAAUGGCCACAUGGCCAGCCGAGACGUCCGCCAUCCUCCCUCUCAAGAAAAGCCCCGAAACGGCGGCAACCAAAGAGGUGUGACAGAGGAGCAAUCAGAGAUGCCUUCCAAUCUCAACAGCCCGCCAUCGGGAAUCCCUGGGAACGAAAACCCCGAUCCCAGAGAUAGUGGCUGCCCGUCUCUGAUUAGUGACGAUGGGCGAGAGUCGACUUCUUCUCCACGCGACAUGGCCUACGAGCUUGCUCGAGCGCAGAUAUUCCAGGAGCCGCAUGGCAUCUCUGGGUGGGAGACAGACGAGACAGCCUCGACGGUGGCUCCACAUGAGGCUCUCUCAAAGAGCAGCCUCGACCUCUUCGACAUCAGCACAGAUGAAAAAGAGCUGGUGUCUGGGGCAGAUAGCAGUGAGGAGGACGACAAUGACGAGACUGCCAGCGGCGGCAACGGCGGUGGGCGGUGGCACCGGGAACCGCAGGCACCAACCUCACCUUUCUCUCACCAUCAUGACAACGACCUCCUCCAAAGUCACCUUCAAGAGCGAUUUCCAGGCGGCAGCACACCUGUAAUACAGGCCUACGAGCUCGGUCUGUAUGCCAGGUGCGCACUCCUCCGGUGGAUGCACUCCACGGCAGACGCGCCCGGCAGCCCCGGGAUGCACGACGAGUCCGGCCUCUGGUGGGAGCUGCUGAGGCUCGAGGAUAGCUACCGGCUGCGGUACAGUGACGAGACGAGGGCCGAGAAGGCACGGCCUGAUCUGUCCCCCGAUGUACGUGCUUUCCUUAGGGGGGUAUUCCCGCCGUCGGAUGCAUAGGGGAUAGGAGACGAUGCCCUCGUGGGACAGCCGCUGAGGUUUCUUGGGGGCUACUGACUGGGCUCCGUGUUUGGGUGCGCUGCGUGUUGUCCACGGACACGAGGGGUGUGGAAAGAAGCGGCAAAGCUGUCUUUAUUGAGGUGUCGGGAAGGACUUGAGAGACUGGCGUACGAAUGGUCAAGGAAGGUGCCGUCAGGUGACACAUCGUCCUUCGAGAGAAUAAACUCAGGAACGAUGUUGUAGACCGACUGCUAGACUCUGAAUAUAUCAUACUAGAAGAAAAGACAUCUGCGCCUCUGUUGUGAAAUUACCCUACCUGUCAU
Molecule: messenger RNA, 3388 nt
Organism: Diaporthe batatas
Lineage: Eukaryota; Fungi; Ascomycota; Sordariomycetes; Diaporthales; Diaporthaceae
Exons: 1
Coding region: 654-3065 (803 amino acids)
Source: RefSeq, a predicted model, not a curated record